UGAUUCACCAAAAUGAUUGAAUAUCAAUGAUCGUCUCAUAAACUAAAUAAAUUUUAGCGUUUUAUGUGAUUCUCUAGCUUUGUAUCUUAUUUUUUCAUUUGAUUUAACAAAAAUAAUCCAAAUAUGUAUGUUGAUACAGCAGAAAAUCUUAAUUUCAAUUGACAAGUAAUGUGCAUUUCUCAAUAAGCGGCCAUUUUCAGUGUUGUCUGUUGUUUAUGGUUUUGUGGAUGGUGGAAGGAGAUGGGAGGAUAGAUAAAGGUUCCUUCUUUGUCAAUGAUGUGAGACAGUAGCUGUGAGAGAAGGAAUCAUCAACAUGAAUUCCGACCAGCAACAGUCACAGCAGCAGCAGCCUAUGGCUUCCAACAAUCUUCCAGCACACUCUCAGGCUGAGGUGAUGGUGAGAGACAGUGAGCAGUCGGCUGCAGUGAAUGCAGUGACACUGUCCAACGUGGCCAAGUACUGGGUGCUCACACAGACGCUGUUUCCCGGUCACGUGCCCCAGGUGUCAGUAUAUGGCCUGCACACGCCCCGUCUGGAGAGUGUCAAAGAUCCACUGUCGUCAGUGUGCGUGGCCGGCGAUACUGUAACCCUGGUCCAACACCAGUCUCAGCUACCAGUGAACACUAUCACAGUACCAGUGAGCAGUUCGGCACUGCCCGCCCUGACCCCCGCCCCGCACAUUGUUGCCGUGCCCCCUGCGCUCACCUCCUCCAAGGAGGCAGACAAGCCCCCCGGCCAGCAGUGCAGCACUGCGCCCACUCAUCAACAGGUGCAUUGCCAGGUGCAAUGCGACAUGCCAAUACUGCAGCAACAGCUGACGUCAUCAACUAAUACCCCAACCACCACGACACAGUCGCACGCGCAAGCACAGGCGCCCACACCCACACAUCACACCACACAGCUGCCUAUCACCUUCACGCCCCAGCAACGCCAACAGUUGCAUGAACAGGUGGCUUUUGACGGAGGGGAUUACCAUGUGACUCACAACCGCUCCCAACCAGAUAUGUUCACGGUUUUGCACCAUCACACUCUGGCACAACAACACCAGGACCCGGGGCAGCAACAACAGCAGCAGCAGCAACAACAACAACAACAGAGACCCAACUCGGAUGCUGGAGGUCAACAACAACAACAACAGCAGCAGCAGCAACAACAACUGCAACUGGUUGUUGCUGCCAGUGAUGUAGUCAACGGAUGCAAAAUGGAGACCAAAGAUAUCCGACCGCCGCUCGUCAAUAUGUCUGCGUUUCCGGGGCAAGAUCCGUUGAAAAUUCAACAGCAGCAUAUGCAGCCUGCCACACAUUCGACGAUUGAUUUCCGAGCGAUUGACGGCGGCUCAAUAUUGAAAGUUAACGGUGAAACCGACCACAAAACUAUACUUGGAGCAACAGAACUCUCUCAGAAUAUGUUCAAGGUGAACGUAGAAGAACUUCUGGCCUACCACGAGGUGUUUGGCAAGCUGCAGGGUGGCACCACAAGUGGCGGUCACAGUGGCAUACCACUGACGACCACUGCAACCACCACCACAACCACGGCUUCCACGUCGACCAACAAGGUUGAGGAGGGUGGUGGGGCAGGGGUAGGCAACCCCUCCUCUCCAUCAGCUUCCCCCUCUCCGUCGGCGCACACAUCGCACAUCUGCGAUCUGUGCGGAAAGAAUUUCCAGUAUCGUUACCAGAUGAUUGUGCAUCGCAGAUAUCACAGCGAAAAGAAGCCGGUAUUUGGCAACGUUAACGGUGAUGCGCAACCAAAGAUAAAUCCCAACAAACCUCAUGGCUGUACCAUUUGCAGCAAAUCGUUCGGAAGGAAAGAGCAUCUGGAUAACCAUCUUCGGUGUCAUUCUGGGGAUACGCCCUACAAGUGCCAGUUUUGUGGUAAGAACUUUACGAGCUGUGACUUCUGUUCAAAGACUUUCACACGUAAGGAGCAUCUGUUGAAUCAUGUGAGGCAACACACCAACGAAUCCCCGCAUCGUUGUAGCUACUGCACGAAAACCUUCACCAGGAAGGAACACCUAGUAAACCAUGUGAGGCAGCACACGGGUGAAACACCGUUUCACUGUCAGUAUUGUCCGAAAGCUUUCACCAGGAAAGAUCAUCUUGUGAAUCACGUAAGGCAGCAUACGGGUGAAUCCCCGCACAAGUGUAUGUAUUGUACGAAAAGUUUUACACGUAAGGAACACCUCACAAAUCAUGUGAGACAACAUACGGGGGAAUCGCCUCAUCGGUGUACGUUCUGCACUAAAUGUUUCACACGUAAGGAACAUCUAAACAAUCAUAUGCGGAUACAUACUGGGGAGUCACCCUACAAGUGUGAGUUCUGUUCUAAAGCGUUCACAAGGAAGGAACAGUUGAAUAAUCAUGUGAAGCAGCACGCGAUGGAGACAGAGUUCAACUGUACGGUGUGUUCUAAACCGUUUUUGAAGAAGGAGACGCUGGUGAACCAUAUGAGGAGUCACACCGGGGAGAGACCGUUUAGUUGCACCGAGUGUGGCAAAUCGUUUCAGUUGAAGGGUAACCUUCUGUUUCAUCAGCGGUCCCACCAGAAGAACGAGCCCGCCGAACGGCCGUUCCGUUGUGACCUUUGUCCCAAGGACUUCACCUGUAAAGGUCAUUUGGCGUCACAUCGGCGCAGUCAUAUGGCGGAGCACAAGACUUGUCCGCACUGUGACAAAGUGUUCAACGAGCGGGCCGGUCUCAUGAAGCAUCUCAAGAAGUAUCACAGUGAGGCGAUGUUGUCUCUCAAGUGUCAUCCCCCUCAUCCUCCGCCUCCGACUAUGGUGCAUCUCCCACCCCCGCCCCCUCUACAUCCGGCUGUCGUGGUGCCUACUCAGAGUAGUGUACUAGCCACUUACUAAUAGAUCAUUACAAUUUUAACUUUAUUCUUCAUAGUCUGAGAUUGUUUUGGCACCUGAUAAAUUGAUUUGAAACUAAAUUUAUUCGGUGUCUCUGGAAAUAGUAGUGGAUAAAAAAUAUAGUUCAUUCUAAACUCUAUUCUAUAAAAUUGCAGAUUGUUUUUGCACUGAGAAAUUGAUUUGAAACUAAAUUUAUUCGGUGGCUCUGGAAAUAGUAGUAGAUGAUUAUAGUUAAUUACAAUUCUAAACUUUAUUCUUUAAAUCGCAGAUUGUUUUGGCACUUGAUAAAUUAGUUUGAAACUAUAUUUAUUUGUUGGCACUGGAUAUAGUAGUAGAUAACUAUAGUUAAUUCUUAACUUUAUUCGUUAUAAUUAGAUUGUUUUGGCAACUGAGAAAUUGUUUUGAAACUAUUUUAUUCGGUUGCUUUGGAUAUAUUUAACAAAAAAUUGGAUGUUCAGUCUUUGGAGACUGAUUGCAUUCCUGAAUG
This is a messenger RNA of Nilaparvata lugens (brown planthopper), 3341 nucleotides long. RefSeq names its product zinc finger protein 26. Gene Ontology annotation, cellular component: nucleus. Lineage: Eukaryota; Metazoa; Arthropoda; Insecta; Hemiptera; Delphacidae. The record is from RefSeq and is a predicted model, not a curated record.